Hemicordylus capensis (graceful crag lizard) is the source of this 1684-nucleotide messenger RNA. RefSeq names its product neurensin 2 (gene NRSN2). The record is from RefSeq and is a predicted model, not a curated record. The coding region runs from base 70 to 777 and encodes 235 amino acids. The transcript is spliced from 3 exons. NCBI's taxonomy places the organism in Eukaryota, Metazoa, Chordata, Lepidosauria, Squamata, Cordylidae. Gene Ontology annotation, cellular component: neuronal cell body; neuron projection; transport vesicle. Gene Ontology annotation, biological process: nervous system development.
GCAAGUGGUACGGCGUGCGUUCCUACCUGCACCUUUUCUACGAGGACUGCACCGGUGCAAGCCCAGGCGAUGACUUCAGCAAGGCUCCAGCCUGCAGCAGGUGGACCUCUGUCCUCUGGAAGAUACUGGGGACAAACAACAAGGGAGCACGGCUGGCUUUAUACCCGGUUUGUAAGCUUCACGGAAGCAUCUGCAUGGCCGGUGUGCUGGAGGCAGAAUGCUAGACGGCGUGGCACUUUAGUUGGCUCCCGCAAGGAUCUUCAUUCUAACAUGUUUGGAGGCGUUUGCUGGCUGCUGGCCAAGACUCAGGGUCAUCGCAAGGCCGAUCCAGCGGCACAGGAGCAACAGAAGGAGAGCCAGGUCCAAGUGGGGCUGCGACUCCGGAACCCAGUGACCCUCUCCACAGGGACCCUGCUGUUGCUCAUCGGAGCUGCAGCCCUGGCCACGGGGUACCUCCUGCCCCGCAAGCUGGAAGGAAUUGGCGAAGAAGAAGAGUUCCUGGUGCUUGAUCAGCAGGCUGUGGAGUACAACCAUGCGCUGGGGAUUUGCCGGGCGGUGGGCACGGUCCUGUGUGCCAUGGCGGGAGCUCUGCUUGUCAGCUGCGUUCUGUGCUCCAGGCUCUGCAGGGGUGGCCAGUGGGGGGAAGAUGGGCUGGACAAGGAGGAGCAGGAGAGUCCUCCCCCCGGGCAGCAGCGGGGGGGCACCAUCGUCACAGCAGCCCCAGCGCCCUUCAGGCCUCUGUGUGUGCAGAGCGUCCAGCCAAAGAGAGAGACCUAAUGCCAGAUGCCUGCUGGGGUGGCCUCCAAGGCCCAGAAGCCUCAGUGGACUCACUAGCACACAGAGCCACCAGCUCUGAAGCCAUCCCUUCCUGCGAGAACCUCCCCUCUGCAUACAGGCCCAGGGCCAGCAGAAAUGUCGCGGGUGAAGCUCUUCCCGUUAUCGAGUCGAAGCAAGAGGAAAAGCUUCCGCUGCUACAUGUUUGUGUGCCAGGCUCCUGUCAAAAAGGCCCAGGAGCAGCAGGCCCAGGACAACAGAUGGCAACCCUAUUCCCACCCCACAGACAAGCACCCCUACUCUAUUAGAAUCGGAGCAAACCCAACGUCCUGAUCCUCCAUCUGUUUUCAACAGAUGCUGCUGGAAGUUCACAAGCAGGGCACCUGGGUGAUGAACAUUUCCUGGGGCUUGCUCCCAAAGCUGGUGUUCAGUGGUAGACUGCUUCCAGAUAUGGAGGCUUUGUUCCUAGCUGUCCUGGCUAAUCACCAGGAUAGAGCUAUGUCGACAUGGAAAUGGUAGAAACCGGCUUGACAGGCUGCCUUGCCAGAGAAGCGCUGCUUGUUCCAGAUAAUCUGAGAGAGGGAAACGGCUUGAAUGCAAUGGCCUCAGGCUGCCAUUGCUCACACAUCAAACACAGAGCCAAUGGACAUUUUCCACAUUCCCCUGAAAGGUGAACCAGCAUGUUAUUGUGGUCAGAAUGCUGGACUAGCAUUGGAGAGACCCGAGUUCAAAUCCCUGUUGAGCUAUGAAACUCACUGGAUAAUUCUGGGUCAGCCACUUCUCUCUCAGCCUAACCUACCUCACAGGGUUGUUGUGAGGCUAAAAAUAACCAUGUACACUGAUCUGGACUCCUUGGAGGAAGAGCAGGACAUAAAUGUAAACAUGAAUAAAUAAGCAUUUGGUUCAUUAA